This is a messenger RNA of Lepisosteus oculatus (spotted gar), 867 nucleotides long. Lineage: Eukaryota; Metazoa; Chordata; Actinopteri; Semionotiformes; Lepisosteidae. The record is from RefSeq and is a predicted model, not a curated record.
UUCUUCGUUCUCCUGCUGCUCAUCUUCCUCCUGGAGGCUCUGUCCAUCAUCCUCUUCUUCGCCUACAAGGAUGAGAUAGACCGCUAUGCCCAGGCUGACCUGAAGAGGGGGCUGCAGUUCUUUGGCACCGAGGGGAACAUUGGCCUGACAAACGCCUGGAGCAUCGUCCAGACAGACUUCCGGUGCUGUGGCGUGUCCAAUCACACAGACUGGUUCUCCGUGUAUAAUGACACGCGUGUGCCAGACUCCUGCUGCCUGGAGUACAGUGAGAACUGCGGACUGGAGCGUCCAGACACAUGGUGGACAGCGCCCUGUUACAAGCAGGUGAAGAGCUGGAUGCAGCACAACCUGCUGUCUCUGUGGGUCUCCGCCCUGUGUACGGGGGUCACUCAGGUGAGAAGGACACUGCCAGGCUGUCUGUGGGGCUCCGCCCCGUGUACGGGGGUCACUCAGGUGAGCAGGACACUGCCAGGCCAUCUGUGGGGCUCCGCCCUGUGUACAGGGGUCACUCAGGUGAGCAGGACACUGCCAGGCCGUCUGUGGGUCUUCCCUACUCCUCCCUUUCUGACAGGUUCAGGCCCUCCCAGGACUCCUCCACUGCUGUUAUAAAAGCCAACCAUAUAACAGAAAGAGGUGCUUUUAUAUUUAUUCCACAACACUGGAUUAUCCGCAACGUCAGGUCCAACAAUGAAAACAAAUACCCAGAACCGCGAAAAACAAACACUGAGCCCACAGUGCCACCUGCUGGCCACUCUUCCUCAGAACUGGCUGCCUGGAGCUGGAGUCUGUGCUGAAACCUGCCACACAUAAGCCACUUCACCUGCAGGUACACAAGUCAUCUGCACAUCGGCUGCAAAGGAACAAGUA